AUGCAGGCGCGGCGCUUGGCCAAGCGCUCCAGCAUGGGCAGCCGGCGGCUGAGCGCGGCGGCGCCGCAGGUGGACGCGGUCCGGCCCCCCAAACCCGAGAGCGCCUGGAGGCCGCCCCGGCGGGAGGGCUCCGCUGCAGCGCUGGAAGAAGAGGACGAAGACGAGGACGUUGUGGUUGAGGUGGAGGAGGAAGAGGAGGAGGAGGAGGGCGGCCUGGGGAGCGCCCCCCCGGCGUUGGCCGGCCACGGCAAGGGCCCCCUCCGGGGGAGCUUUAAGGCAGCCAACAUCAAGCGUGAAAUGACCUUCCAUGCAUUUCAACAGGAGGAUGUAAAAAGUGACAUCAGUCGAAAACUGCCAGACCAACAGUUUCUCCUGUUCACCACAAAGGAGGAAGAUUUAAAAACAGCAGAGACCAAAAAACUUAACAGAGCUCAUGAGUAUGAAAAAGAAAACACUCGUUCUGUUUGUCUUCUGGAACAGAAGCGCAAGGUUGUUUCUUCAAAUAUUGAUGUGCCUCCAGCAAGGAAAUCUUUGGAAGAGCUGGACAUGGAUAAAGUAACAGCAGCCAUGGUACUCACCAGUUUGUCCACCAGCCCUUUGGUCCGCAGCCCUCCUGUCCGACCCAACGAAUCCCUGAAUGGAUCUUGGAAAGAAGGAGGAUUUGUGCCUUCUAGUACCAGCAGCAGCGGAUACUGGAGCUGGAACGCUCCCAGUGACCAGUCCAACCCAUCCACCCCAUCUCCACCUCUGUCAGCUGAUAGCUUCAAAGCUUUUCGGACACCUUCCCAGCCAGAUGAUGGUAUUGAUGAAGGUGAAACAAGCAACCUUCUGUUCGAUGAACCCAUUCCUAGGAAGAGAAAGAACUCCAUGAAGGUGAUGUUCAAAUGCCUGUGGAAGAACUGUGGGAAGGUACUGAGCACAGCUGCAGGGAUUCAGAAACACAUACGGACCAUUCACCUUGGACGUGUAGGAGAGUCUGACUACAGUGAUGGAGAGGAGGAUUUUUACUAUACAGAAAUCAGGCUCAACACGGACUCAGUAGCUGAUGGCUUAAGCAGUCUUUCCCCAGUCUCUCCAUCUUUAGCAUCUCCUCCUUCCUUUCCCACCCAAGACGCAAUCCGUCCUGAAACAUCCUGUGCCAAAACCGAGACUAAAGUGAUGACACCUCUGAGCCGCUCAGCUCCUACCAACCUCUACCUCGUACACACGGACCAUGCUUACCAGGCCACUCCUCCGGUGAACAUUCCAGGGUCAGCAAAAUUCACUCCCAAUGGCAGUAGCUUUAGCAUCUCUUGGCAGUCGCCUCCAGUUACCUUCACCGGCAUUCCAGUCUCACCAACCCAUAAUCGUCCUGCAGGGAGUGGAGAGCAGAAACAGUCCCACACAGUUCUUUCAUCACCGCCUAGAGUAGCAUUUGGCUUGAGGAAGCCUAGAGGGGAGGGGAAAAAGUGUCGGAAGGUCUAUGGGAUGGAGAACAGAGAUAUGUGGUGCACUGCCUGCCGGUGGAAGAAGGCCUGCCAAAGGUUCAUCGACUAACGAUUGAAAUGAUGCAGAGGAUUUGGGGAGGGGGAGGACAACAGCAGAAGCAGAUUGCUGCAGCUGCACUGUAUCACUUCCCAUGUUCCCCUCCAUGUGGUGUUGGGGGUUUUGGUUUUUUGGGGAGGUUUUUUUUUUGUUUGUUUGGGGUUUUUUUUUGUUUGUUUGUUUGGUUUUUUUUGUUUUUUUUUUUUUAAGAGCUUUGUAUUUCAAAAUGAAGCACUUGUAGCCAAGGAGAAGCACUAAUUAAAACCUGUGUGGAGCAAUAGAGCAAAAAAAAAAAACAAAAAAGCAAAACCAAGAAGACCACACAACAAAAUUUGUCUGAGUAAGUGUGGAAACCAGAGCAGCUAUUAGUGUUCUUCUGUAAAAAAAAAAGGAAAAUAUUAAUUAUUUUGCUAAUUCUGUGAGCUGCUUGCUCCCUCGGAUCAUUUUUAACCAUUUCAGUCUUUCUGCUGUGAACGUCUGUAUUUGCUAAACUGAACAAUUUUUCUUUUCCUGAAAUGAAGAUCUCUUUUUGAAAGCUUUCUAAUAAACACUUCAGAGUCAUAUAAGCUACAGUUUUCUCAACAAAAGCUGUACUAAGACUGGAGACUGCUAAAUAAUUCUCCUGAUACAAAUGAUCAUGAUUAUAUUUUUGAAAAGGGCAUGUGGGAAAGAGUUGGGAUUUUAAUUUGAUUGUUUAUAGGAGAAAAGCAAAGCUGAUUUUGCAAGAAGGACAAGCAGCACUCCUGGAAGUUUUUUAAAAGAGGCACAGACCAGUGGAGUGGAACAAAGUAAUUUAAGUACCAAAUUGGAUUUUGAUCCUCUAGAGGAAGAAAAGCAGCAAUGGCAACUCACCAGCAGAUACUGUCACGAGAAGUCUGAGGGAAGAAAUACGGUGAUGCUUGAUUGAAACCCACAAGAAAGUAAGGGGGCUCCAGUAGCUUUUCUUAUUACUCUCCCCUUUCUGAGGGGGGAUGAACAGUUGGACCAGCACAGCUGUUGCUGCAGGAGGCCUGUGAAGAACUGGUAAUUGCAGCCACUAGGAUUAUCUGUAAUACCUAAUUCAGGGAAAUGAUCCAGCCCAGCAGUUCUGCUUUUGCUUCCUUUUCUCUUAUUUCAGAGAUUGUUGUUAAGAUAAUGGUUCGUUCUGUUUUUUCUUUUAAAGUUACUAAGAUUUAUUUGAUGCAAAAAAUUGGUAGAGAAAAUACCCUCUUUCCACAACAUCAUCUCAGAAAAAGUACAACAGCAAAGGAGCAACAUAUUUGUGGUAAAAGACCAUUUCUUAACUCAUUUUGAUACAUGAAUUAACGACUUUCUCUAUUUGCAGAUUGAUUGAUUUGGGUAUUUCAGUUUCUCUGUCCAUUAGGAAGUAUACACUGGAAUGUGGCAACCUGGUGUUCUGUGUCCACUUGUAUCAAAUUACUGUUAAUUAAUUAUUAUUUCAAUGCAAAAAUAAAGGAAGGAUUUACUAGGAAGUGAAUGUAUAUGGCGAAAUAAUACUUGCCUGUUAAAGAAAACAAGACACUUUAAAAAAUCAAAGACACAGAAGCAAAACUUUGUCUAUUAAUAGAGGCUGAAGGGCCACAAAUGCCUGGGUUAUUUUUUUUUUCACAUUUGAACAUUUGAACCAAUUGAAAUUAGACCAAAUCUUUUUAUAUUUUUUUUAAUUGUCUAAGCUGGCUCAUUCUCAUAAGAGGACUUUUAAGUAUCUAAACAACUUUCUAAAAUCUGGUCCAAAGUUCACUUGAUAGCUUUAUUAAGUGUGCAGCACUGCUUGUAUCUGUGUAAAAGCACAAAAUAACAAUGCAGUUGUUUGGAAUAGAAACUGUGGAUUCCAUAGGGAAGCAGUGAAAAGAAGAAUCCAUAAUAGGAGCUACUGAAGGUUAUCAUCUGAUUUUCUGUGAACAAGUUAAUUGGGCAAUCAGGUGCCUAAUUUGAGCAUGCUAUUUCUGCAGUUAUUUACAAAUUGUGUAAUUUACAUGCACAAGUGGCAAGAUACACUUGCAUGCAUGCAGUUACUUGGUUUUUUGCCCAAUUGUGUUCUCUAAGUCACAAAAAAAAAAAGAAAAACAGACUCUGAAAUCCAGUAAGACCCUGAGAUAUAUACACAUAUGAGUGUUUAUGAGUAUUUUUGUAUGUGUGUGUGUGUAUAUACAUGUAAAACUAUAUAUAUUAUAUAGUUUUAUAUGUGUAUAUAAAAUCUGAAAUUAACAGGGAGGAGAAAGGUUGUUUUCUUUACAAAUAGAAAAAAAAAAGACACUAAGAGUUAGUGGUUAUACUGACCUGUAUUAUCUUCUUUCCUCUCAGUAAAACAUGGAUUUUCUUUACAAGUUGUAUUUAAAUACCUCAUAGUAAUUCACAGACAUUUCAUCUUCAAACACUGGGCUUGCUGAUGGUGUACUUACUUUGAUAAAACUUAAAAUUUGGGAUUUUCCCAAGAUAUUCAUGCCAAUUUGUUCCCCACAUUUUAAAAGCACUCCAAGACUAUAAAGCAUUCCAUAAUUCGACUGUUGGACUAACAGUUUUUGCCUAUAUAUUUGUUGUUCACCUCCUUUUUGCUUUGGUGAAUUUUUUUGAAAAUAAUGUAUCAGAUUGUAUAUUGUUUCUAUAAUGUCAUGGCAUUGUGAGCAAUUUUCCCAAGGGCACUUUACGAAUUAUUGUAAUAAGAUUGUUCUUUAUAAAUUUCUGCACAGAAGAAUGGUUUUGUUGCCAGACCAGAUUGCCCUCUGGUACAAAUUGAAUAUAGAUUACAUAAAGGACUAAAGCCACAAACCAUCAAAACUGGAGAGAAAGUUGGUGUUAACGAGUCAGAAGGUAUUAAUAAAUCCUGCCAGGACAAAGCUAAAUUACCAGUAUUUUUACUCAACCUUUAAUCAGUGUUUAUAUUAAAUCAGUUUUGGAUCUUA
Molecule: messenger RNA, 4427 nt
Organism: Vidua chalybeata
Lineage: Eukaryota; Metazoa; Chordata; Aves; Passeriformes; Viduidae
Gene: ZNF704
Product: zinc finger protein 704
Exons: 9
Coding region: 1-1536 (511 amino acids)
Biological process (GO): regulation of transcription by RNA polymerase II
Cellular component (GO): nucleus
Molecular function (GO): RNA polymerase II cis-regulatory region sequence-specific DNA binding; DNA-binding transcription factor activity
Source: RefSeq, a predicted model, not a curated record